Molecule: messenger RNA, 1216 nt
Organism: Contarinia nasturtii (swede midge)
Lineage: Eukaryota; Metazoa; Arthropoda; Insecta; Diptera; Cecidomyiidae
Product: D-alanine--D-alanine ligase-like
Exons: 1
Coding region: 59-979 (306 amino acids)
Biological process (GO): peptidoglycan biosynthetic process
Cellular component (GO): cytoplasm; cytosol
Molecular function (GO): metal ion binding; D-alanine-D-alanine ligase activity; ATP binding
Source: RefSeq, a predicted model, not a curated record
UUCAACACUUCGUUUGGAAACAUAAAUUAAUUGAGUAAAUUCAUCAAAUCGUAGCAAAAUGAGUGACAAAGUGGCAGUAUUGAUGGGUGGUACGUCUGCUGAACGGGAAACAUCUCUAUUGUCGGGUAAUUCGGUUGUGACUGGGUUGCGUGAGGCUGGUAUUGAUGCCCAUGCUAUAGAUACGCGUGAUUUUCCUAUUCAAAGCCUAAAAGAACAAGGGUUCAAGAAGGCUUUUAUCGCGCUGCAUGGACGUGGUGGUGAAGACGGUACGUUGCAAGCAGUGUUAGAAUCUUUAAACAUACCUUAUACUGGUAGUGGUGUAAUGGCAUCGGCCAUUGCCAUGAGCAAAUUGCGUACGAAAUUAUUGUGGCGUGGAUAUAAUUUACCAGUUGCUCGUUUUGUCUGGCUUACACGUCAACAGAAAGAGGCAGGCCUGGAUGAUUCAACGUUGAAAAAAAUCGAAGCGUUGGGACUACCGAUUUUUAUAAAGCCAAGUAAUGAAGGUUCCAGCAUAGGUGUUAGUCGUGUGGAUUGCCUAGACGCUUUAUCUGCCGCAUUGGAAGAAGCAUUUAAGUAUGACAACGAUGUAUUGAUAGAAGCAUUUUUAAGCGGAGCAGAGUAUACUGUUGGCAUUUUGGGCGAUCAGGUUUUGCCAUCAGUUCGUAUUCAAAGUGAAAAUGGAUUCUUUGACUAUAAUGCGAAAUAUAUUUCAGAUAAAACACAAUUUUUUUGCCCGAGUGGAUUGAGCGAAAAACGCGAAGCAGAAAUAAGGGCAUUAGUUUCAUCGGCAUGGCGUGUUCUUGGAUGUAACGGAUGGGGAAGGAUUGAUGUUAUGGCCGACGGUGAAGGCAACUUCCAUUUAUUGGAAGCCAAUACGUCACCAGGCAUGACCAGCCACAGUAUAUUUCCGAUGGCCGCUAAAGAAGCUGGACUGUCAUUUUCGGAGACUGUGAACCGUAUUCUUGAAUUGGCUGUUUGAUUUAAAAUUUUGAAUAUUUGAUUAUUUUAACGUGUGCUUCUGCCAUAAAUAAAUUGAAGUACCAACGAAUUUUACUACAACAACUACAAACUUUUAUGACGAAAACUAAUAAACGAAAAAUUUGAACAAAGUGAAGUCUACCGCUAUCUAUACUGUUUAGACAUCUAACGCUGUUUUUAUGGUCAAAUGUAUAUUUUUUUGGUUCGUUUUUCUAAUAAAAGUCAAAGAUAUUUUUAC